AUGGUGACUAUAACUCAAACCCAAGAACCUUCUCGUAAGAGAUUGAAAACAAACAACUCAGAAGUCAAGAAAAUAGUAACGUUCAAAGACGAUGACGAACAACCUACCUCACCAAAAAGAUCACAGAAGAAAUCAUCUCAACAACCCACAGUUGUUUCUUUCAUGAAAAAAAGUCAAUCAGUCCUCUCCGUCACCGACUUCAAAGAACCACUCAAACUCCAAACCGAAUAUCCUAUCCCAGAACUCCUCCACCCUCAUGAAAUUCUUGUUCAUAAUAAAGCCAUCGGUCUCAAUCCCGUUGAUUGGAAGGGAAAGAAAUAUGGAUUUGGAAUCUAUCAUUUCCCCUGGAUAAAUGGUCGUGAAAGUAGUGGGACCGUAGUCAAAUUAGGUGAACAGGUCACUGAUGUCAAGAUUGGCGAUGAUGUGAUUGUAAGUUCCACUAGUUACAGAGAUACCAGAACCUCCACGUUUCAACAAUAUACCGCUAUUGAUUCUAGAUUGGUAUGGAAAUUGCCAAAAGAGUUUAGUUAUGAGGAUGGGGCUACUAUUGGAGUCGGAUUGGUGACUGCUGGUGUUAUAUUGUUUAAUAGUUUUGGAUUUGAGUUGGCGAAAGAUCCGAAGAAAUUAAAGGGGGGUAGCAUAUUGAUUUGGGGUGGGGCUACCGUUGUUGGAAUUUAUCUUACACAAUUGGCUAAAUUGUAUGGAUUGACUGUUAUUUCAAUUGCUGGAUUAUCUCAUGAGAAAUAUCUUAAGAGUUUAGGAGCUGAUUAUUUGAUUGAUCGUCAUUUAUCUGAAGAAGAAAUCACCGAAAAGGUAAAAGAGGUCGCAGGUGAGGGUGGGAUACAAUACGGAGUUGAUUGCGUUUCCAAACAAACAUCCACUCUUGUUUUAAAUAUACUCGAUCUGGUUCAUAAGAAGGACGACACUGAUGAUAACAAAGCCAAAUUUGCCGGGAUUGUAGGUGUUCCAAAAGAACAUCCCGAAUCCGUCGAAAUAAAAGAAGUCAUAAUUAAGAGAUUUCAUGAAGAUAUUUCAUUUGGGAAGGAGUUUAUAGAGAUCACAUCGGAUUAUUUAGAAACCGAGAAGAUAAAACCCGUUAGAUACCGACAAUAUAAAGGAGGACUUCAUAUUAUUGAUGAAGCCUUGAAGGAUUUAGAAAAUAAGGGGGCAAAGGGUGAAAAAUACGUAGUUAGUGUUUAG
Hemisphaericaspora subhashii is the source of this 1200-nucleotide messenger RNA. RefSeq lists its product as uncharacterized. The transcript has a single exon. Bases 1 to 1200 code for a protein of 399 amino acids. Lineage: Eukaryota; Fungi; Ascomycota; Pichiomycetes; Serinales; Debaryomycetaceae. The record is from RefSeq and is a predicted model, not a curated record. Gene Ontology annotation, molecular function: oxidoreductase activity, acting on NAD(P)H.